AUGGCUGAAGUGCAAAGUUUAUUACAAAAGCAGAAACGAAGCCUCAAGCAAUUCGCGCUUAUUUUGGAAAAUUACAAUAAAGAUCCAAAAGUGCGCAAAGCGGUACCGGAAUAUUUUCAGAAAAAGUUGGAUAUUUUGGAAAAAUGGUGGAUAGAUUUCGAUAAAGUUAACACCGAAAUAGAAAAAGCGGAUACUGCCGAGUGUGAAAACCAGCCUUAUUUUGUAUCGAAAUCAUAUGAGAACGCAAAAUCGGAAUACAUUAGGCAUCGUUCCGAGUUGCAGACCCAGUUAAGCAAGUUUAAACAAAGCACAUUGGUAUCGGUUGAAAGCAAUAACGGUGAAGACGGUGAAGACGGUGUAUGGGACCAUUGGACCAGUGUAAGUAUCAUUAGAUUACAACAAGAGCAAAUUGAAGGCGAAAACAAUGAUCUUAUUGAAGUGAACGACGAUGAACCGGCGGAAGUUAGUGCGUUAAAGUUUCAGUAUAAUGAAUUAAAAUCGUCAUUACAGUCAGCUGAAAAAGUGAAUAGUGAUGAAUCGGCUGGAAUUGCAAGUGCACAAACUGAAAAUUUAAAGCAAAUUUGGGCCGAGUUUCGCGUUGCAUUUAGAGCAUUAGCAGUGUCGAGUAACAAAGUGCAUUUACAAGACAUUGACUUUUUACAAGUGCAAGAACAAUACGUACAAGUGUGUGGCAAGUUGAACGACAUUGCAAACGACGCAAAAAAGAAAGCGAAUGUUGAAUUGCCGAAAAUUAAAUUGCCCGAAUUUGAUGGGAAGUCGAACUGGAUUGCAUUUAUUUCAUUGUUUGACAAAAUUGUGCACGAAAAUAAAUCGCUUGAUAAUGGAAUUAAAAUUCAAUAUUUAAAAUCCAAUGUGAAAGGUAGUGCAGAACAGCUCAUCGGUCACAUUAAACCAUAUGCAUCAAAUUACAUGACGUGUUAUGAGUUGCUACGAAAGCGAUUUAAUAAUAAACGUAUGAAUUUAGCCGCGUUGUUAGACAAGAUGAUUAACUUUCCGAAAAUUGAAUUUGAAUCGGGUGAAAAAUUGAGAGCAUUGCAUGACACCAUUUGGGAAUGCAUGCUGCAAAUUAAUAACAUGAAAGUGGAUACAGCAAGUUGGGAUCCACUGAUCAAUCAUAUAAUGCUACGCAAGUUAGACGAUAAAACAGUGAAACAUUAUGAGUGUCAGCUUACAAAUGUGCGUGAAACGCAAAAACUGUCCGAUUUUUUGUCGUAUAUAGAAAUGCGGUUCUUAGCAUUGGAAUCGGCAGAAGGUAAAUUUCCGACAAAAAAGAAAGCAAUCGCAGUGAAAAAAAGCGUCGAGAAAAAGUGUCAUUAUUGCAAUGAUGAACAUUAUUUGGGAAAGUGCGCCGCGUUCCAAAAAUUAGAAGUGCAACCGCGAAUUGAUUUUGUAAAAGAAAAACAUUUGUGUACAAAUUGCUUUGGUGAGCAUAAAGUAUCGGAAUGCAAAAGCAAAUAUACAUGUUCGAAAUGCCAAAAAAAGCACAAUACAUUGUUACAUUUGGACGAUUUCAAGCCGAGAUAUACAAAACAAAAAAUGUAUAGUGAACCAAAAGCUGCACUAGCGUCAACAGCAUUGACAAGUAUGAUUACGGUGAAUGAUGAAGAUGCGGGAACAGUGUCAAGUGUGCAGUCGUUAAUAUCGACGGAAAGAUUUGCGAAUUUACUCGGUACAGCAAUGGUACAAGUUCAAUCGGGUUUCGGUGAAUGGUUAUUCAUGAAAGCUGUAGUUGAUAAUGGGUCACAAAGCGCGAUGAUUCGAGAAGAAGCGGCUCAAAUACUUAAGCUGGUGUUUGAACGUGUAUAUGCACCAAUCGAUGGGUUUGAUGAAACGAAAAAAAUCGCCAGUAAACAAGUGAAGUUAAGAAUUAAACCGCGAUUUGAUUCUGCAUAUGAGCUAGAAACGGAGGCGCUAGUGUUUAAUAAGGUGACUAAUUUGAAGGUGUUUAAAGGAGAUUUACGCGAAUACGAACAUUUGCAGAAUUUACAAUACGCCGAUCCUACAGUUAAUAGUGACAGGCCAAUUGAUUUGUUGUUGGGAGUCGCUGAAUAUGGGGACUUUUUGAAGUGUGGUUUAAUCAAAGGUCCAAAAGGAACCCCAAUAGCUCAAAACACAGAAUUUGGGUGGGUUAUCAUGGCAGCCCAAAACCUGAAAAAAACACCAGCAACGCUAACAACAUUGAUAUCGAAUGUGAACAUUGAUGAAAAAUUGUCCGAUUUUUUCGCGUCUGAAGAUUUGGAUGACGAGGAAGACGUGGAGGAAUUGAGCGCAGAGGAAACAUAUUGUGAGGAGUUUUUCGUGAAAACUACAGAAAGAGAUGAAACGGGAUAUAUUGUUCGAAUUCCAUUUAAGAACAGGGGUGAACCAGACCUUGGCAAUUCGAGAAAGGCCGCUCUUGCGAUGUUGUUCCAAAUGGUAAAACGUUUCAAAAAUAACCCAAAUUUGAAAAAACAAUAUUGUGAAGCAAUAGAUGAUGCCAUAAGGCAAGGACAUUUAAAAAGAGUGACGACUGUUCCGGUCGAUGCACAUUAUUUGCCGCAUCAUGCGGUUUUCAAAGACAGUUCAACCACAAAAUUGCGAACUGUUUUUAAUGCGUCACAAAAGACCAGCAAUGGCAAAUCUUUUAAUGAGCAAGUGGCUGUAGGUAAAAUUUCCCAGCCAAAGAUUUUUAACCUGCUGAUGCGCUGGAGAAAGUACAAAAUUGCGGUAGUUGCGGACAUAGAAAAAAUGUACAAGCAAAUUCGUAUCGCCGAUGAUCAGCAGAAGUAUCAAAUGAUUUUGUGGAGAAAUAACCCGAGUGAAACAAUCGGGGAGUAUGCACUCACGACGGUAACCUUUGGCGUGACUCAGUCCCCAUUCGUGGCGAUUCGUGUGUUAAAACAAUUGGCACACGAAAUAGCGGAAAAAUAUCCAUUAGCUGCAAAAGCGAUUUUGGAAAGUUUCUACAUGGACGAUUUUUCUGGUGGAGCGGAUACUGUCGAGGAAGCAAGUGAGGUGUGUAGACAAUUAAAAGCGGGCCUAAAAAGUGGCGGAUUCAAUAUAAGGAAGUUUGGUAGUAAUUCAAAUGAAUUGAUGAGUCGGAUUCCAGUAGAAGACAGAGAAAUCGCCAAUGAAAACAUCAUCAAAGCUUUGGGCUUGGUAUGGAGACCGGAAACUGACAUGUUCACAUAUAAGUUAAAUAUGCAGCUUAGUUCGUUAGCGACAACAAGACGUAAACUUUUUUCGGAAGUCGCGACGUUAUUUGAUCCACUCGGGUUGAUUGCGCCCAUAAUGACAAAAGCAAAAAUUUUAAUGCGUGAAGUAUGGUCGUUGCGUAAAGACGGUAAACGCUUCAGCUGGGAUGACCAGUUGCCAAAAGAAAUGUCGUUAAGUUGGGCAAGAAUAAAAAGUGAACUCCCGUUAAUAACGAAAUUGAAUAUUCCGCGUUGGAUUGAAACGACGAAAAACACAAAAACCGAACUACACGGGUUUUGUGACGCGUGCAAUGCAGCGUAUGCGGCUGAAAUCUACAUAAAAAAUUGGAGUGAAAGCAAUGAAAUAAGUGUAAAUCUAUUGGUAGCAAAAACAAAAGUGGCACCAAUUGGUAAAAAAACGUUGACAAUCCCGAGAUUGGAGUUAUGUGGUGCAGUUUUGUUGGCCAGAUUAGCAAGAAUUGUCAUUGACACUAUGAAAAUUGAUUUUGCGGAUGUAGUUUUGUGGACAGACUCAAAAAUAGUGUUAGAAUGGUUAGAGGGCAAUCCAAAGAGAUGGAAGUCAUUUGUGGCUGCAAGAGUGCUUAAAAUAAAAAAACAAAACACAAAAUGCGGUGUGGCUUCAUGUAAGCGGCAUAGACAAUCCAGCGGAUUGCGCCUCAAGGGGUAUAUACCCAAGUGA
This is a messenger RNA of Contarinia nasturtii (swede midge), 3894 nucleotides long. RefSeq lists its product as uncharacterized. The transcript has a single exon. The coding region runs from base 1 to 3894 and encodes 1297 amino acids. The record is from RefSeq and is a predicted model, not a curated record. Lineage: Eukaryota; Metazoa; Arthropoda; Insecta; Diptera; Cecidomyiidae.